Molecule: messenger RNA, 216 nt
Organism: Durusdinium trenchii
Lineage: Eukaryota; Dinophyceae; Suessiales; Symbiodiniaceae
Source: the annotation of a GenBank genome assembly
AUGCCUCAGGACCCCUAUGCGGAUGCCUCCAUCGGGAAUGUCACCGGGAGCAACUCUGUGAACGUGUUUCUGGGUUUGGGACUUCCCUGGACCAUCGGCUCCAUCUACUGGGCGGCCAUGGGCCGAACCGAGGAGUGGCAAACGAAAUACAGCGGCCAGGCGCGCUUUGAAAGCUGGAACAGCGAUGGUGGCAAGUUCGUCGUUAUAGGCCACUGA